CCAGUUGAGUGCUGUUAGGUCUAUAAACAAAGUAGUUUCCAUGACAAUCAAUGAACAAAAUGAAACGAUGAUAACUAACAUGAGAACCCUCACUUUUCUUCUUCUACUCUUCCUUCUGUAUGAUUUUUUGCAGGCGCAUUCUGCACAAGAUACUCUAAUCACCGGCCAAAGCAUACCUAGAACUAGAAAAGUUCUUGCUUCAGCCGGUGAAAAAUUCGUACUAGGCUUCUUCUCUCCUCUGGAAAACCCAGGUCAAAGUUACCUCGGAAUAUGGUACAACACCAACAGAACUUACCCAGGAAAAACAGUAAUGGUUUGGGUUGCAAAUAGAGACAAUCCUGUUCUGGGUUCCAAUGGUGGAGGAGUCUUCCAAAUUGCACAAGAUGGAAAUCUUCUAGUCACAAAUGAAUCAGGGUCAACGUUCUGGUCUUCUAAACUUGAUAAAUCCAGUUCCAAUAACAGAACAGUCAAGUUAACCGACUCUGGGAACUUAGUGUUGUUCCAGCAUCAUGAUGAUGAUGGCAAUGGAACAAGCUACAUAAUUUGGCAAAGCUUUCAAUACCCAACAGACACGUUUCUUCCCGGAAUGGAAAUAGACAGAGCCAUGGAACUUACUUCUUGGAGAUACGACGGCGGUGGCGGUGGAAGAGAGAGCUUCUUCACCUUCAAGAUGUCUCAAACAGGAAACAACCGUUUCAGAAUCAUGGAUAGCCAAAACCAACUUCACUGGGAGAAUGAUGGACUCAAUUCCAAUGAUUUGUCCCCUGAUGUGCUUAACUACUUGACAAACUUCACCGAUGCAGAAAAUCGUCCAUCCAAGUAUGUCAACACAAACACUUCGAAAUCGUUGUACUAUUCAUACCAAGACACAAGGAUCGUGAUGAACUCUACAGGAGAGUUACAAUUUUGGAAGUGGGAAGAAUCUGAAUGGAUCAUGCAAUGGAAACAUCCUUCAAGCAUGUGCAAGAUACACAAUUUCUGUGGUAACUUUAGCAGCUGCAACGUCGAUGAUUGGAUGCCAUGCAAGUGUUUGCCAGGGUUUAGGCUCGCUUCAGAGUAUGAAACUCAGAGCUAUGAAAUGGGGAUGAAAUUCCCAGGAUGUGUGAGAAAGUCAGAAUCCCAUGGCGACAACAGAGACAUGGUGUUCCUCAAUCUACCUAAGAUAAGACUCGAUGAGACAGAUCAAAAGGAAUAUAACACAGAGACUGAAGAAGAAUGCAAGUUUUUGUGCUUGAACAUGUCUCAUCCACAGUGCCAGGCUUAUGCAUACAACACUUCUAACGACUAUCGUGUCGUUACUUCUUCUUCGUGUAGGAUUUGGACAAAUGAUUUAGCUACUCUUCAAGUAGACCAAGAGGCUGGUGGUGAUCUUGCUGUUCUUGUCAAGAGUUCAGAUAUAGGGCGAACAGUGACAUGUAAUCCUUGCGGAAUAUAUACAAUUCCUUAUCCGCUAAGUACAGGGCCAAACUGUGGAGACCCGGAAUACUAUAAGUUCAAUUGCAGCUACUCAACAGGGCAGGUAAGUUUCAUGAUGCCCGGAGGACAAUUGAAAAGAAUUACUUGGAUCGACGAAAAUGCCAGAAAGUUUUACAUCAAAACGGAUGAUACAUAUCAUUGUGAUUACAUCUAUCAAAAUGACAAACCUGAUCCUCCAUUUUAUGUGACUAACUGGUGCUUUAAAGAGGAUCAAAUAGAGAUUAGUUGGCAACCGCCACUCCAACGGCCUUGUAAUGAGCAUAAUGACUGCAGGGGUUUCCCUCAUUCAACAUGCAUGCCAACAAUUGAAGGGAAAAACAGGUGCCUUUGUGAUCCAAAAUAUCAAUGGAAUUCCUCAAUUUCAAAUUGUAUGCAAGAUGAGAAAUCAAGAAAUCAUUUGAGGGACCGAGUACAUUUGAUUCUCAUAGUAACUCUUGCUGGUGUGAUUUUUCUAGCAAGCACAAUGGUAUUUGGUUAUGUGUGGAGAAAAAAAGUGAUAGACAGGGAAAACAUUCAAAUUCAGGAGAGCUUGUAUGACACUGAAAGGCAUGUUAAAGGUUUAAUUGGUUUGGGACGUUUAGAAGAAAAACACAGUAAAGGGAUUGAAGUGCCAUUUUACACUUUUGGAAGCAUUGUAGCAGCUACUGAUAAUUUCUCAGAUUCAAACAAGCUUGGAAAAGGAGGUUAUGGACCAGUUUACAAGGCAAGGUUUCCCGGAGGUCAAGACAUUGCAGUAAAAAGGCUUUCAAGUGUUUCUACUCAAGGGUUAGAGGAGUUCAAGAAUGAGACUGUUUUAAUUGCCAAACUCCAACAUCGGAACCUUGUUAGACUCAGAGGCUACUGUGUAAAAGGGGAUGAAAAAAUCUUACUCUAUGAAUAUAUGCCAAACAAAAGUUUGGACUCAUUUAUAUUUGAUCGGACACGAACUCUGCUCCUGAACUGGCAAAUGCGAUUUGACAUAAUUUUGGGCAUUGCACGAGGAUUGCUAUAUCUUCACCAAGACUCUAUACUAAGAGUAAUUCAUAGAGACCUAAAAACUAGCAACAUUCUUUUAGACAAGGAUAUGACACCAAAGAUUUCAGAUUUUGGACUUGCAAAAAUAUUUGGAGGAAAAGAAACUGAAGCAAGCACAGAGAGAGUCAUGGGAACAUAUGGAUAUAUGGCACCAGAGUAUGCUUUGGAUGGAUUUUUCUCAAUCAAAUCUGAUGUUUUCAGUUUUGGUGUAGUCAUAUUAGAGAUUCUAAGUGGAAAAAAGAACACAGGAUUCUAUCAAUUCAAACAAACUGCUACCCUUUUGGGAUAUGCAUGGGGAUUAUGGACAGAGAAUAGGCUUACGGAUUUAAUGGAUGCAUCUUUCAGUGGAAAUUGCGACGAGAAUCAAUUUAUCAAGUGUUCACAAAUUGCACUCUUGUGUGUGCAAGAUGAACCAGGUGAUCGACCAACCAUGUCAAAUGUUGUGACAAUGCUUGAUAGCGAGAUUGCAACCAUCCCUACUCCUACACAACCAACAUUUUAUGCAGUUAGAAGGACUAGGAGCACUACUCCUUUUUCUUCAAGCAAACCAGAGACAACUAUGCAAGUUGAGAGCAGUUAUCAAGAAGACAUGUUUGUGUGCAAAUUGCAGCUGAAGGAGGAUAACAAAUUAAUAAUACCCACAUGUUCUAUAGCAUACCCCAUUUUUUGUCAUGACAUGCAUAAAACUACCAAACCUCCAUUUUUGACCUUAACAGGUAACAUGAGAACAAUCACUUUCCUCUUCCUCUUCUAUCUGCAGUUGCCAUGCUCCUUUAAGUCCUGUUUGGCAAGGGAUUUCUUAAAUCCUGGCCAAAACAUAACUGGAAUUACAAGUGUUCUUGUUUCAGCUGGACAAAGAUUUGUAUUAGGCUUCUUUUCUCCAGCUGGAAACCCAACAGAGACUUACCUUGGAAUAUGGUACUACCAAUCACAGACCUUCUCAUCAGAACUGCCGACAGUGGUAUGGGUGGCCAAUAGAGACAAACCAAUCUUGAAUUCCCAUGUUGGAGUGUUCCAAAUUGCAGGUGAUGGAAACCUCGUGGUCAAAGACAAUUACUGGUCCUCUGAACUUGAAGGGUCUUCAUCAAGAAACAGGACAGUGAAGCUAAUGGAUUCAGGGAACCUAGUAUUGUUCCAAAACGAUGAGAAUAUAUGGCAGAGUUUCCAACACCCCACAGACACGUUUCUUCCGGGUAUGAAAAUGGAUACAACCAUGGAACUAACUUGUUGGAGUGGUGACAGUGAUCCACGACCUGGGAACUUCACCUUCAAGAUCAUGUCUCAAACAGCAGGGGACAACCCUCCUUACAUAAUCUUGAACAACAAUAAGCUCUAUUGGGAGAGUAGUGGACAAAACGGACACUUGAAUCCAGAUUCAGAGUUUGAUGCUGUAGCUUACUUUUUGAGCAACUUCAGCUCUUCAACGAAACUAGGUAAUCCCGUGAGUCCUACGAACUACGAGAACACAAGGCUAUUGAUGAAUUCAACUGGGUAUCUUCAGUUUCUAACAAGGGACAAUUUCCAAGGUGAUUGGUUGGUUUAUUGGAAAGCUCCAAAGAGCUUAUGCGACUCAUACAAUUUUUGCGGCAACUUCUUCACCUGCAACGACAACAACGUGGAGCGAUGCAAGUGUUUACCGGGAUUUAACCAAGUUAGCGAAGGUGAUACUAAUGGCUAUUGUGCUAGAAAAUCAUCGUCGUGCGGAGAAGGCAUAGGGUUCUUGAAUUUGGUGAUGGUGAAAGUGCGAAACCCUGAUGUAUAUUACACGGCAGCAAAUGAAACUGAUUGUAAGGACAAGUGCGUUAAAAUGUGCCCCAAGUGCCAGGCCUAUUCUUAUAGUGUUCCUAUGGACACUACAAGGCGUGACCUUAGUUUCUCUACUUGCUGGAUUUGGACACACGAUUUAAUUACACUCCAAGAAGGAUACUUCGGCCGUAAUCUCUCUGUCCGGGUAGAUAUAUCAGACAUAGAAGCAACUCCAAGAAGUUGUGAGCCUUGCGGAACAAACAUAGUCCCUUAUCCGUUGAGCACUGGACCCAAUUGUGGUGAUCCCUUGUACUUCACGUUCAGUUGCAACCGCUCAACAGGAGACCUUAGUUUCGUACCUACUACGACAAGUGACGGUUACACAGUUAUUAGCAUUGACGCAGAUUCUAGAAAGUUCGUCAUCAAAGUCAGUUCUGCGGAAACUUAUUGUAAUCUGCAAAGUCGUAACGAUAAAACUCUGCAAAUCCAUUUUCCGUUUAACGUGACUAACGAGUGCCGCACAGAAGAUGAAGUAGAGGUUACUUGGCUACCACCUUCUGAACCCAUCUGCAAUGAAUCACUGGAUUGUAAGGGUUGGAACCACUCAACUUGUGAAAAAACAGGAGAUUCUAAGAGGUGUCUUUGCAAUUCAAACUAUCGUUGGAAUAACGCUUCUCUUAAUUGUGAUAUUAAUGAAGCAAUAGCCAUUCCUGUUGGUACAGAACAAAAGGUAAACAAAAAAAGCCAAAAGUCUUUGAUUAUCGGAGUAACUCUUGGAAGUGUGCUUGUUCUGGCAUGUGCUAUAGUUUCUGCUUAUUUAUGUAGAAGGAAAAUAACUUACAACAAAGACAAGGAUAAAAUUCAGAGAAAUCGAGGGAGAUUUUAUGAUAGUGAGAGACAUGUGAAGGAUUUGAUGGAGGUUGAAGGAUUUGAAGAAAAAGACCAUGAAGACAUAGAAGUACCAUUCUUUGAUUUUGAGAGCAUACUAAUAGCAACAGAUAACUUCUCUGAUGCAAAUAAGCUUGGACGAGGUGGUUAUGGACCGGUCUACAAGGGUAAGCUUCAAGAUGAAGUUGUUGCAGUAAAACGGCUUUCAAGUAUUUCGUCACAAGGUUUACUUGAGUUUAAGAAUGAGGUUGUUUUGAUAGCCAAAUUACAGCAUCGAAAUCUUGUUAGGCUAAGAGGCUAUUGCAUCAAAGGAGAAGAAAAGAUUUUACUCUAUGAGUAUAUGCCUAACAAAAGCUUAGACUCAUUUAUUUUCGAUCCUAAACAAAGUGUACAUUUGGAUUGGCAAAUACGGUUUGACAUCAUUUUAGGAGUUGCUCGAGGAAUAUUAUACCUUCAUCAAGACUCCAGACUAAGAGUAAUUCAUCGAGAUUUAAAAACUAGCAACAUUCUUUUGGAUAAGAUGAUGCAACCUAAAAUUUCAGAUUUUGGCUUGGCAAGAAUAGUAGGAGGCAAAGAAACUGAGACGAACACAGAGAGAGUAGUGGGCACUUAUGGAUAUAUGUCUCCUGAAUAUGCAUUAGAUGGAUUCUUUUCGACCAAAUCUGAUGUUUUCAGCUUUGGUGUAGUCUUACUAGAGAUUAUAAGUGGAAAAAAGAACACUGGAUUUUAUCAAUCCAGCCAAGUUCCAAGCCUUUUAGGCUACGCAUGGAAACUGUGGACAGAGAAUAAGUUGAUAGAUUUAAUGGACAUGAGUUUAGUAGAAAGUUGCAAUGAGAAUCAGUUUAUUAGGUGUGCACAUGCUGCACUCUUGUGUGUCCAAGAUGAACCAAGUGACCGACCAAGCAUGUCAAGUGUAGUGACCAUGCUCGAUAGUGAGACUUCAACCCUUCCAACCCCAAAACAACCAACAUUUUUUGCCAGCAGAGGCCAACCCACAACUUCUUCCAGUAAAUCAACAGAAAUAAAUAUGCAAUUUGAGAGUACCACUCAUUAUCAGGAAGGUCGAUAGAGUGAGAAAGCUCAAGGCAUCAAAUGAUAUGUUUUUGCUUCUUCCUUGGAUCUGAAGCUGCUUUCUAAAGCGCUUGGUUCAUUUUUAUUGCAUUUCUUUGCAGCAAGUCCUAACCUCCAAAUUGAUCAAUGUUUGACGUAACUAUUGCCUUGCUAAGGGGUGCAUUUUUAUUCAAAUUGUAUUGAGACUUCACAGGUAAAACAAGAAGAAAACAAGGUUUAUGUGUUGAGUUA
Molecule: messenger RNA, 6426 nt
Organism: Arachis duranensis
Lineage: Eukaryota; Viridiplantae; Streptophyta; Magnoliopsida; Fabales; Fabaceae
Exons: 16
Coding region: 41-6193 (2050 amino acids)
Biological process (GO): protein phosphorylation; recognition of pollen
Molecular function (GO): ATP binding; protein kinase activity
Source: RefSeq, a predicted model, not a curated record